ACUUUCCAGACUUUUUGCGUCUCUAACCAGCUUGAGUGCCCUGAGUUGACAAGAUCCAUCCUGAGCUAAGAAUGUUCUGGGCACCUUAGAAGGUAGCUGGAGGUUCUCUGACUGUCUUUUGUGUUUCAGGUCGCUUCCUACUUCAGGGAUGUGGAACUUGUGGCCCUCCAGAUGCUUUUGGACUCCAGCUCCUUUCAGCCCCAGUUACCAUGGCCAAGGAUCAGCUGAGUCGAAUUACAGGGCUGCACAGGGCAUGUGCUGUUAGGGAGGUGAUCUAUCAGCCGUUAGCUUCAAAAACAUUCUGUUGAUCUAACAGAUAAGUACUUAUUUCCUCUAUGAGCAUACAUGUACAGUAGCUCUUUAAAAGAAGAGGGAAAGCAGGAGAACAUCAGCAAGGCUUGACCUACUCUUCUGAAGAAACCAAGAGCCUGCCAUUUUAGAACAUCAACUCCUGUCCAACAUCUGCACCACCUCAUCAGUGGUGAUCCUUUUUUGCAUUGUGCUGUACUGGCUGUUUACUACACUUCUGUGCCUUAAAAGCAGGAAUUCUCACCACCAUCUACUCCUCCUUCUCCGACAUCCCUGCCCUGUUUCUUUUGGCUCAACUCUGUUAGCUAAAGUGUGCCAAAACAGCCUGCCUGGCUCCCUAUAGCUACUACAGGAGCCACAACCCUCACCAUCAUGGCACAACCUCAGCGCCUUCCCUCCUUAAGACGAGUGGCAGUAUGUGGCGGCACUCAUGGAAAUGAGAUGACAGGAGUUUAUUUGGCCAAACAUUGGCUAAGGGAUGCCUCCGAGUUGCAACGUGGCACCUUCCAUGCCACACCCUUCCUGGGCAACCCACGGGCAACAGAGCAAUGUGUGCGCUACAUUGGGAGGGAUCUUAAUCGGACGUUCACUGAUGAACUUCUCAAUUCCACGGACUUGGCUACGAAGCCCUAUGAGGUUCAAUGCGCUCAGGAGAUCAACAAGGCCUUUGGGCCCAGGGGUUCAUCUCAAGCCUAUGACUUCAUGUUUGACCUGCACAACACCACAGCCAACAUGGGCUCCUGCCUUUUUGUGGCCUCUGAGCACUGCCUGUUGCCCAUGCACAUGUGUGAUUACAUUCAGAAGCAUUACACACUGGGACGUUGUCCCGUCUUCCUUUAUCAACAGCCAGGAGAUGAGACUCUUUACCUCACUUCAGUGGCCAAGGCAUCACUAGGCACGUUGUUCCCAGCCUUCGAGAUUGAAGCAUACAAGGUGGUUGAGCGUGUGGACUUUCCCCGCUACUCCGAUGGCAAGAUCUCUGCUGUGGUACAUCCAAAUCUGCAGGAUAAAGAUUUCCAGCCUCUGAAGCCUGGGGACCCCAUUUUCCAGACACUCAAUGGGGAGGAUGUUCUGUAUGAGGGUCCCGACAUCAGCUACCCAGCUUUCAUCAAUGAAGCAGCCUACUACGAGAAGAAAGUGGCCUUUAUUAAGAUGGAGAAACACACAUUCUUCCAACCUGCACUGCAGAAGUUUUAAACAAGUCAUGUUUAAUCAUGGGAACAAACCAUACAUUACAAGAAGACAUUUAAAAUCCAUACAUUUUAUAUGAUCUGAGAAGCUAUUGUAGCGUACCUUGUCUAGGCAUCCUACAUUUGCACAAAAAAUAAAGACUCUUCUU
Molecule: messenger RNA, 1648 nt
Organism: Rhineura floridana
Lineage: Eukaryota; Metazoa; Chordata; Lepidosauria; Squamata; Rhineuridae
Gene: ACY3
Product: aminoacylase 3
Exons: 8
Coding region: 682-1506 (274 amino acids)
Molecular function (GO): hydrolase activity, acting on ester bonds; aminoacylase activity
Source: RefSeq, a predicted model, not a curated record